AUGCCGGUCACCCUUGAGGCGAUCGACAUCACCCUCAUUGCCCUUUAUUUUGUCGGCAUGGCCGCCGUCGGCAUCAUCUUCUGGGCUCGCGGCGGCGGCGAUGGCGGUGGGCAGGACGAAGCAGAAUCUUUCUUCCUCGCGGGCCGCAGUAUGCGCUGGCCAGCGGUAGGGCUUUCGCUCUUUGUCUCCAACGUAGGGUCGGAGCACCUCCUGGGGCUCGCGGGCUCGGCAUCCGCCACCGGAGUCGCCUGUGCCUACUUUGAGUGGUCGGCCGCGCUCCACCUUCUUCUGCUCGGCUGGCUAUUUGCUCCGGUCUACCUGCGCUGCGGCAUCGCCACGCUGCCCGAGUACCUCGGCCGGCGGUACGGCCCGCGCCUCCGCCGCUGGCUCUCGCUCAUCUCGCUCGUCCUCUACCUUCUCACCAAGCUCUCCGUCUCCAUCUACUCGGCCGCCACGGUGCUCACCUCCGUCUUUGGCUGGCCGAGGUGGAUCGCCGCCGCCGGGCUGGUCGGGCUGACCGCCUGCUACACCGCGGUCGCCCAGUCGGUGGUGAUGCUGGUCGCCCAGUCGGUCGUGAUGCUGGUUGGCGCCGUCACGAUGACCGCCGUCGGGUUCGGGCGAGUGUGGUCUCGUUUCUUCCACAUCUACAAGCCGCCCGACGACCCCUCCUUCCCUACCCUCGGCAUGCUCCUCGGCCAGCACGCCUCCUGCCUGCUCGCCGGCUUCCUCAAGAUUACGCCCAUGUUCCUGAUGGCCUGCGCGUGCCGCCCGCCUCUCGCCUCCUCCUCCUCCUCCCACCCCGGCAUCAUCGCGCGCAAGCUCUUCGACGCCGAGCUCUACCCCGCCAACGGGACAGCCACUCCCAACCAGGCCUUCCCGCUCCUGCUCCAGCACACGCUGCCGCCCGGCCUCCUCGGCCUCAACCUCGCCGCGGCGGUCGCGGCGUGCAUGUCCUCGCUCGACUCCGUCUUCACCGCCGCCGCCUCCCUCUUCUGCCUCGACCUCUACCGCGGCUGGCUCCGCCCCGCCGCCUCCCCGCACGAGGUCGGCUGCGACUGCGCCAUCUCCGAGGUGGUCCGCGUCGGCCAGGCCUUCUGCGCGCUGCUCGCGGUGCUGACGCUCCUCUGGCUGCCGAUCAUCGACGUGCUCUCCGACCAGAUCUUCCUCUACAAGGAGGCGGUGAUGGCGUACCUCGCGCCGCCCAUCGUCUCUGUCUACCUCCUCGGCCCCUUCCCCCUCCCCCGCCGCACUUGGCGCGAGCGCGUGCUCUGGCGGCGCGCAAACGCGACGGGCGCCGCCGCCUCCUUCGCCGUCGGGUACACUCUCGGCUUCGGCCGGAUGGCGGGCGAGGUGUGGUGCAAGCUGCACCCGCCGCGGCCCGGCUCCGCCGCCGACGCACUCUUCGUGCGGCUCCACUUUCUGUACGCCGGCCUCCUCCUCUGCCUCGCCUGCCUCGCCACGCACGCCGCCGUCAGCUGGGCGGCGCAGGGGGCGGACGGUGGGGAGGGGAGGGCGGUGGACGAGACGCUGCUGGCAAAGUGCUCCUGCGGCGGCGAGGGCGGGCGGCGAGCAGCUCCCGCCCCCAAGGAUCCCGCCCCCACGGAGUGGCUGCCUGCUUCGCUGCCGGACGAGACGCACCACGCGGGCGGCAAGGCGGGCGACGAGCCGCGCGGGGUCGAGCUGGGAGGGGUGGGGGGCGGGGGGGGCGGACGUGCCGCCGCCGCCGCCGCGCCGCAGGCUGCGCAAGGCGCGGGGGAUUGCGAGACGGAGGGCGACCUGCGGAUCCGAGGACGGCACGGAUCCAGGUCUAGUCGCGUGAACGACGGGCUCGCCGUCGCGCUCGUAGCAGUCAUCGUCGGCCUCGUCGCCGGAUUCAUGUAG
Messenger RNA from Emiliania huxleyi CCMP1516, 1881 nucleotides. RefSeq lists its product as hypothetical. Gene Ontology annotation, molecular function: D-glucose:sodium symporter activity. NCBI's taxonomy places the organism in Eukaryota, Haptophyta, Isochrysidales, Noelaerhabdaceae. Gene Ontology annotation, cellular component: plasma membrane. Bases 1 to 1881 code for a protein of 626 amino acids. The record is from RefSeq and is a predicted model, not a curated record. Gene Ontology annotation, biological process: transmembrane transport. The transcript has 10 exons.